AUGUCCACCACAUAUUCCGACUACAUUCCCCGUGGCCCCGUCGAGGUGACGUUGAAUUUUUUCGAAAACCCAUCCGAUGGGUCCGUUCCCUACCAGUAUAGCCAGCAGCCUGAAGACGGUACGCCAAUGCUCAACUACGGACAGCCAGCGGUGGUCGUAUCGCUGGGGGACAUGCGCGGCCAGGAAGACCAGUACACGCUCGACAAAGACGGCGUGCAGGCGCUGCAGCACUUCUUCCCCGCAGUGACCUACGAGACAUUUGAUGCCGACGAGACUGUUCAUCGAGUGUACUACCCGCUAGUGGAGCAGCUGCUUCUCGAUCAGAUCCCCGGCGCCCACACGGUCAUCCUUUUCGACCAUGUCAUCCGUCGCCAGCAGAGCACCAACCAUACCAAGCCCCUGUUCACUGCACACGCUGAUCAAACCGCCAAAGCGGCUGAAAGGCGAGUGAGCCUCUCAGUGACGGAUCAAACGCGGGCCGCCCAGCUGCUGCAGGGCCGGUACCGCAUCAUCAACGUUUGGAAACCGAUCAAUGGUGCCGUACAGUCGUGUCCCCUGGCCGUGGCCAGUGCCGCCCAUGUGGACGCAGCCGACCUGGUACCCAUCGAGUUUCGCCUACCCCAUCGCACAGGCGAGAUCGUCGGGGUGCGCCAUAAUCCGCGCCAGCAGUGGUUGUAUUGGUCUGGCAUGGAGAACAAGGAGUGUUUGCUGUUGAAGUGUUUUGAUUCUACCUCGGACCCAGACGUGGCUGUCGCACUACCUCAUUCGGCAUUUGAAGAUCCUCGCACCCCACCUGGGGCCAGGGAUCGAGAGAGCAUCGAGGUUCGGGCCCUGGUUUUUGGCUAG
Messenger RNA from Penicillium manginii, 846 nucleotides. RefSeq lists its product as uncharacterized. Lineage: Eukaryota; Fungi; Ascomycota; Eurotiomycetes; Eurotiales; Aspergillaceae. The transcript has a single exon. Gene Ontology annotation, molecular function: oxidoreductase activity. Bases 1 to 846 code for a protein of 281 amino acids. The record is from RefSeq and is a predicted model, not a curated record.